AUGAAGCGAUCCAGCUCCAAUAUUGGCGGCAAUUACCCCGGCAGUCAUGUCCGUUCCAUGUCGGGAUCUAGGCAAUCCCUUGCCAUGCCACGACCUAACCAGCCUCUGUUCCAACGCUCGUCAUCUGGAACUAAUCUUGCCGACCUUGGCCUUUCGUCGGUGAAGCGCUCUUCGUUUGCGCCUAAAGCCUCCGCCUUCACACCAAAUCCUACAACACGAGCUUCCACUGAUGGCGAUCGACGCAGCAGCGUGUACCGACCUCGUCAAUCUACCGCUCCUCCAACGACGCACCAGAGUUUCUUUCAAACUACACCUGCCCCAGCUGGUGUUCCCCGUGACCCUCGACCCCUGAAAGAUCGAUCUUUUCAAGCUCGUAUUGGACAAGAAAUUUUGGAAUACAUGGUUCAACACAACUUCGAAAUGGAGAUGAAGCAUGUUCUUUCGCAAAACGUGCUCAAAUCUCCGACGCAGAAGGACUUCAACUACAUGUUCCAGUGGCUCUAUCAUCGUAUAGACCCCAGCCAUAAGUUCCAGAAGAAUAUCGACCAGGAAGUGCCACCUCUACUCAAGCAAAUGCGAUAUCCUUUCGAAAGAAGUAUCACAAAGAGUCAGAUUGCUGCUGUCGGAGGUCAGAACUGGAGUACAUUCCUUGGCCUUCUUCACUGGAUGAUGCAACUAGCACAAAUGCUCGACGGCUAUGUGAACUGCCAAUACGAUGAGGCUUGUAUGGAGAGUGGCAUUGACGUUAGUGGCGACCGCAUCAUCUUUGACUUCCUCAGCAAUGGUUACCGGGAUUGGUUGGCUAUGGACGAGGAUAUGGGUGAUGAGGAGGCUGAACGUGUUUUGGCCCCUCAUGUUCAAUCCAUGGCAGCCGCCUUUGAGCGAUCAAACUCCAAAUACACAUCAGAACUCGAAAUGCUAGAAGCUGAAAACGCACGCCUUCUCAAGGAAAUCGAGGAUUUGGAAAAGUCAACACCCGACCCUGCAGUUCUCGAUAACCACUUCAAGAUUAUGGAGGAGGAUAAGAUCAAGUUUGAGGAGUACAAUGCCCUUGCGAUGCAAAGGUCCGAGAAGUACGAGAGCCGGUCUCAAGUCCUUCAGGAAGAGCUUGACAAACUCAUGGAAGAGCUUCAAGAGGCCGACGAGGAGCGACGAAGCCUACAAAAAGCUGUGGAUGCCCAAGGAAUCAGCAUGCAGGAUAUUGACCGCAUGACUGCAGAGCGGGAGCGAUUGCAGCGCGGCAUUGAAUCAGCUGGCCAACGACUGGAGGAAGUAAAGAAGAAGGUGACGGAGCGAGAGACUGAGGCGAGCCGAAAACUAGAUGAAUUGGAGCAAAUGGUGGAUCGAUACAACACAAUGGCAUAUCAGAUUGCACUGAUCCCUUCGACGGCAGCCAAUGCCAAGGGCAGGGAGUUUGAGCUCCAGGUCAUGGUGGCCGAUAGCUCGGAUUACACUUCUACCAACUUGAAGGGAUCAUCAGGCCCAUCAUCUGCGGACCGUCUCCUUGUUGACGCCACCACUGGAUAUCAAGCUGGUCAUAUUCUUAACUUGGACCUUCGCGGACAAAUCCGAAACAGUUUCCUAUCGCUGCGCAAGGAAAUCUCGGAUCGCCGAGCAGCAGCGAUGGAAGAAAUGAUGAAGGAUCACGAUUUGCUUGAUGGCAUCAAGGAGGCCAUCGAAGAUAGGCGCAGUGAAGUGGAGGCACUCAACCACCGUGUUCGAGCAGCAGAAGAGGAGUAUGAAAGAACGAAAGAGGUGUCGACAGCACAGAAGAUGGCCUCUGACGCACAUAUUGAGAAGAUGGAGAAAGAACUGUCGCGUAUGCGAGCUGGCUUGUCUGAAAACGUGCAAAUUCUGGAGCAGCGUGAGAUCAACACAACAAUUGAAUACGAGCAACUUGUGCUUCAGGCCAACGCUCUCCGAGAAGAGCUUCACACCGAGAUUGACAGAAUGCUCAACGAUGUCAUCAAAUUCAAAAUUCAUGUUCAAAAGAACCUCGAUGACUACGAGGGCUUUGUAGCAGACGAGCUCGAGAAGGAGCUCGGUAGUGACGAGAUGGGUGAGGAGACUCGACAGAUGGAUAUCAUGGCAAGCAUGGGCACCACAUGGCGACGACAAGGAUGGUCAGCACCUUGUCAGGGGGUUCCCGAAGAUACCAGCAGGGGUAGCCAGCUCGAUGACUGCAAUGAUUCUCCGAAGCCUCCGGUUUGGGACAUAGCUGCCACAUGCCGCCCUCCGGAGCUGGCUACAAGGAAUGCACCUGGCUCAUCUGGAGGAUCUAUCGCCUCUAGCACUGCCGUAUCCAAAAUACCCGGUCGAUCAGCUCUUCCAGAUGAAGCUGUUUCCAACCCUCACCAUCUCCUCAAGCGUGGCUCUCUAGUGGGCUUCAAGAAUCCUUAUCCUUCACAUGCAUACAGUCCCAACUUCGGUACCAUGGUGCGAAGAGUCUGGUGGCCUACUUUCACUGGCGACAUGAAGCACCCCGAUUUGACUCCCCCAACUGUGCCAGUGGUAAAGCCGCAAUGGAAUACCGAGCGCGAAACUAGCGAUAGGAUCCGCGCAACAUGGCUAGGACACGCUUGCUACUAUGUCGAAUUCCCUUCUGGCCUGCGCGUUCUCUUCGACCCUGUCUUCGAGGACCGAUGUUCCCCAUUCGACUUCAUGGGACCAAAGCGAUAUACGCCCAAGCCAUGCGAUAUCAAAGAUAUUCCAAUCAUCGACGCCGUUUGCAUUAGCCAUUCCCAUUACGAUCACCUUUCACAUUCUUCCAUUCUCGAGGUUCAGAAAUACCAUCCAGACGCACAAUUCUUCGUUGGUCUGGGUCUGGAGACAUGGUUUCGCAAGUCCGGCAUCAACCAUGUUACUGAGCUCGAUUGGUGGGAGGAUGCCGACCUCACUGUCACAGUCAAGGAUGGAGACAGUCCCCGCGAGAUCAGCGCCAGGAUAAUGGCUUUGCCGUGUCAGCACGGUUCGGCGCGAACCAUGUGGGAUCGUGACACUACCCUAUGGUGCUCGUGGGGUGUUCGAUCUGGGGAGAAGUCGGUUUGGUUUGGUGGCGACACGGGCUACCGAUCAGUCCCAAGUCUCCCUCCUGGAACCGAUGACUACAGUGCCGAGUAUGAUCAUCUUCCGAGAUGCCCUCAGUUCAAACAGAUUGGCGAAUUCCGGGGACCUUUUGACCUUGGCUUGAUUCCAAUUGGUGCCUAUCAUCCGCGUGUGGCAUUCUCGCCUGUGCAUGCGGACCCGGCAGACGCCGUCGAGAUCUUCCGCGACACGCAAUGCAAGCGUGCAAUGGGAAUUCAUUGGGGCACGUGGGCGCUCACGUUGGAGGAAGUUCUGGAACCACCCAAGAUGCUGAAGACGGCUCUACGAAAGAGAGGCCUACCCGAGGUGGGUGUAUUUGAUGUUUGCGAUAUUGGUGAAGCUCGGGAAUUCUAG
Messenger RNA from Fusarium tjaetaba, 3438 nucleotides. Its product is annotated as kinetochore NDC80. Bases 1 to 3438 code for a protein of 1145 amino acids. NCBI's taxonomy places the organism in Eukaryota, Fungi, Ascomycota, Sordariomycetes, Hypocreales, Nectriaceae. The record is from RefSeq and is a predicted model, not a curated record. Gene Ontology annotation, biological process: attachment of mitotic spindle microtubules to kinetochore. Gene Ontology annotation, cellular component: Ndc80 complex. The transcript is spliced from 6 exons.